Habropoda laboriosa is the source of this 5055-nucleotide messenger RNA. RefSeq names its product protein piccolo-like. Bases 225 to 4643 code for a protein of 1472 amino acids. Lineage: Eukaryota; Metazoa; Arthropoda; Insecta; Hymenoptera; Apidae. The transcript is spliced from 12 exons. The record is from RefSeq and is a predicted model, not a curated record.
GCAGCGGGCGCGCGCUAGUGUCGGCAUCGGUGCUGCUCGUCCCUUUCCAUAUCCGUCACCUUCCACCACCUCAAAACGCUGAACGGACCUCCGAGGACCACGCAUAGCCAGCAGAGAGAACCGGUUCCUGUCGGCUGGUGGAAAGCGGCACGAGGCGGCGCGAGCUUAACCCGGCACAACGGAUUUCGUAUCGUCUUGCGGCGGAUAAUCGAACGCUAUCCGACAUGAGCACCUCGACGUUCGUUGGGAAUUCGGACGGUCUAGUAACAGGACUCUGUCCCGCGCCUCCUCCACCACCACCGCCGCCUCCAGUGCCCGGUCAGGUGCCGGCCAUGAGGAUCAACACCGUAGAGGCACCGACGAUAAGGAGGCCACAAAUGGCGAGCAACGACGCGUACGAGCCGCCAGCGGCCAUUCAGAACGCGAUGCUCACCAAGGAUAAGAAACCGUUCACGUACACGCCGGGGAUGGGCGGUAAAUUGGACCUCUCGCAGAUCAGAAGCCCUCGAAUGGCUCGCAGAGUGGCGAAAAACGCGAACGACGAAGGUAUCGAGGGUCCACCUAAGUCAGCGCUCGAAUCGAAACCUACGCCACCGCCGAACACCACGGCGAAUCUGUUCGUGCAGCCUCAAGUCGCGAUUCCCGUGUUCCCGGCAAAUAUCCCGAUUCAACCGCCGGCGAACAGGACACCACAGACGCCACCUGGAAACAGAACACCGCCUACGCCGCCUGCCAACAGGAUUCAACCAGGCACUCCAGAGAAGCAGCAGCCGGAAUCGCCUAAAAUCGUGACCAAAGUAGACACCAAAGUGCCCGUGAUGGCGGUCCAGCCGAACUCUCCGGAGAGUCCAAGCACACCAACUCAGGUGACCCUGACGAAAGCACCGACACCGUGGCUCCAGAACAAGAACAAACCUCCAGAAGAAUUGCCCGAGUGGGCGAAACGUUCGAGCGCGAAUAAGCAGGGCUCGACGUCACCGGAUAGCUCGACAUCGCCGCCAGUUUACACGUCGUCGAUUCAGCAGACGCAGCAGCCGCCUCAAUGGCAACAAACUCAACAGCAGAAACCGCCUCAACAGCAGCAGACUCAGCAAAGACCUCAAUCUUUGCCGCAGCAACAAACUCUACAGAGGCCGCAAAUUCCUCAGCCGCAGCAGCAGCAGUAUCAUCAAUAUCAACAACCAACGCAGCAAUUCAAUCAGCAACAGAAACAACGUCCGUUCUCUAGUCCAUCGACACCUCAGCAAAAUCCUCAAACAAAUUCGCAAGAACGCGUGAUACCGAUUCGCAUCGAGGACAGACCGUCUGUGUUCGACGUGAAACCAGAAUCAGGCCAUCAUCAGUUCAAGCAACCGAGCCCUCAUCAUCAACAACGAUGGGGCCAACCGCCUGGCCAGAAUCAGGUUCAGAAUCAACAGCAGCCUCAACAAUCGACGGGGGGUGCCUUCAUUAUACCUAUCAUGAUGGAGGGAGGUGAUAAGAAGAUCGUCGGUGGAGGAAAUUCGAACGUCGUGUAUCAACAACCCGUUGUUAGGAAUAAUGGAUCGAAUAUGGAGAAUCAAAGUGUGAAAGUGGUUCCACAACGUGUUAUACCGGUGCAGAUGCAACAGUCGGAUUCUGGCCCAGUUCAAUCACGAUCGUUCAGGGUUCUUCAGAAGAUCACGGACACGGAUACGGGGAACGAUAUGGACACGGAACAGAUGCGUAAAUUGCAAUUGUCGGAGGACGACAGGAUCUUGAUGAAUAAGUUUAAGGAACAAGUUGACAACGAUUCUUCGCUUCAUCACGAGGAGGAUCCUAGAUAUCGCGGCGCAGCCAUACCGUCUCGUGCCUUCCGCUUCCUGCAAACUAUGACGGACUCUGGCGACGCUCCCGUUAUGAACACGACUCCACGGCCACAGUCCGCCAUAAACAAGAAGCAGAACAGGAAUUCAAAGACUUUCGAAGAAACGCAAGCAAACCUACCACCGAGCGAACAACAGGUUCCAGAGCCAAAGAAGUACAUGGGCAGCGCGAUUCCCUCGAGAUCGUUCAGGAUACUUCAAGCUAUGACUGCUCCAGAGAGCGUCGCCACGCAAGAAAAUCGUCAAGCAGAUUACCACUGCCAAACAGAGAAUAACGUGCCGGGCAAUCAGCAGGGUGUCUUCCUACCCCCUUGUCCGCCGCCAUUUUGGUCCCCUGACAGUGGUUGGUGGGGCUAUUACCCUCUCCCUUAUCCCGGUGUCUCGAACGAGACCAACCCGUACCAUCCAGACAACACAGCCUACGUGUACUUUCCGAUUUACAAUCAGAAUUACACAGCUUACCCCCAGUACGAACCGAAUAAGAACUCGUAUCCAGGUGUUUAUCCGCCGUACGUAAUCCCAGUUCCACCUCAGAGUAACAACAGUAGCAAUUAUAACUGUGGACCAGCCAGUGGUAACGUAGUACCACCGAAAAUCGAGCCAACGACGAAUAUUCCCGAGAAUAUUCCGGACAGUGGACACGAGAAUCAGGUGUCGACGGAGAAGGAGGAUCUUAACGGUCUUCCUCAGUGGGAGAGAGCGAACAGUAUGUCUAGAACAGCGAGCAACAACAGCAAAGACAGCGACUGUACCACGGCGAUGAACAUCACCGACGAAGAAGAGAUUCCUGGUGAGAUCGUUGCACCGCAAGUCGAGGAAAACGUGGAAGAGACGUCGGAAACGAAAGCUUGUUCGAACGGAGGACUCAACGUUACCGUUCCUAAUUACACUUACAUCGACACCAGUGAUUCUAGCGAUUCUACGGACUCCGAGUCUCAGUCUGACAACGAAUCGAUCGUCGAAUCGACGAAGAGUAGCAGCGAUAACAAUUCUGAGGAAUCUUCGUCCGACAGCGACGACUCUGACUCCUAUUUGGCUUAUUCUACCGGGUUGAACCCUCACGGGAGGUUCGAGAAGGAGAGCGAAAGGAAUUCUACGAGGAUUUGCUCGAGUAAAGAGUCCUGCAACGAAGGACAAGGCUCGGAGUCUUCGUCGAAGAACAACACCGACUGCGAGUCCGACCUCGAAGAGCAGGUGGAGAAGGAGGCUGAGAAAAUCGACAACAACACGUUUCCUCAUCAGUUGAGCGUGAUUUACGAGGACGUGGAGCGUCCAGAUUCGGAGAGUCCAAGACCUCCGGAAGCUAGAAGCAUUCUAGAGUGGAAUCAAACGCCUUUCGAAACCAUCGACGAUCCUCCCGACGACGCAGACGCCCCGACAGUCAGCGUGAGUCUUCCUUUGAGGAUUAAAUUCUCGGUUUCGGAAAAUAACGAGGAUGUGACCACUGUGAUCGUCGGAGACAGCACUGUCAAGCCUGACAAGGGUUAUAUCAAGGAAGAAACUAGAAGUGCGAAGGUUCAGGAGAAGAGCAACGACGUUUCAGCUGAAUUUCUGGUGAACACCGAAACCAGCGUGGAUUUCACCGUGAAGAGAGAAAGUUCGGAGAGUAAACGAAAGGUGAAGAAGAUAAAGGAGGAAACAGUGGUUAGUAAGGUGGGAAAGAACGAGGAUCCGGUGAUUCCUCACGUGAAUUUCACUUUGAGAAAGAUUCCUACUAGGUUUAAUAGAAUUAAUUGCGAGGAAACGGUCGAGACCGAGUUCACGAUUCGAAGGAGAUCGAGCUCGAAGAAGGAGGAGGACAGAUCUAGUAAAAAGCAAGAAGAGUGUUCGAACGCUACAAACGUGAAAAAUACCAGUAAUGAUUCGUCUAGCAAAGAAUCGUCGAAGAAAGAGGACAAUUCGAGCUACGUGAAAAACAAGGAAACCAGUUCAGAGCCGCGCGAUUUCAACAGAAAUAUCCUCAAACCGGAAGUGAUAGUCUCCGACUGUAACUGGACGGAGGAGCCCAAAAAAGAAUCUGCGCAAAACUUCCAAAAGACACUCUCGACUCUCGACAAUCUCGAACAAAACAACAUAUCUCAAGAUACCAUAAAAAUUCCAAAGAAGAGUAACAAAACCGAGGAAGAACUCGAAGAGAAACAAGCUAAAGACUCGAAGCACCUGUUAAGCGUGCAAAAUUCACGCGAAGAGACAGACGACGAGGACAGUGGCGUCACUUCCGACAUGAGUCGAAUGAUCUCCGAAGUGGACACAGACUCUGAGUGCACUUCUUCGAAGAACCUGAGAAAAUACCAGAGAACACAGACCCACUCCAGACUCUUCAAACUUCUGAACGACGAUUCGAUCCUUCCGGAAGGAACCGAGAAGACCAACGACUCUCAAUCCGGAAGAGAGUAUCUCAGUCUACCUUUGAAAAACACAGCCUUCAAUUACGACGAGAAUUACUGUUCCAACUACUCGAGCGGUCUGACUUCUCCCGAAUACUCGCCAAUCUGCGAGCAAUCGUGGAGGAGGCUUCACGACACGGAGAACCAGAGAGUACCGGAGCAAAAUGGCGACGCGUACCGUCAAGCACAUCCUCUGACACGCCAGGACAGGAUCACCUGUAAGGAAGAUCCGUAUUAUCAGGCAUGGAAAACACCCAAAUCACCUGUACCAUUAGUAGAUCACGACGUGGUGCCGUCUUUAGCGUUCAAGGUCCUAGAGAGCAGGAGGCCAUUGUGGUCGUACAAGGUCCCGAUGCAACGGAUUACUGAGCAAGGACAGGUGUGCCACCUUCAGAAACAAUGGCAUUGCUAGUGUGUUUUCUUUUUUCUCUCUCUCUCUCUUCUUUUUUUUUUUUUUUUAAUUUUUUGUUUCGUUUACAACAACGACUCGCAGAGACUCGUUUCCUACGAUCAAUCCAUCCUACAAAUUGUAUUUGUUGCGCCUGGAUAGGUUUCGUCUUUUCCACCUGUCUCUUCUUUAUUUUUUUUUUCUUCUCAUUCUUUCUUCUUCUUUCGAUCCUUUUUCCCAACGGUGUGUGUGCAUAUUGCUAGGGGACGAAGAUCCUUAGGGAAACGAUAUUCACAGCGCCGAAUCGCGCGACCGAAUUUUUCGCGGUGGAAAGUAAGAUGGACGGCUUUGGUCGCGGUGAUUCCACGUUGCCAUCUUCAGAGAAGUCAAUAUAGAUAUAACCGGUUGAGAAGAUCGUGUAUUUGUAUCGAUACCA